Lecanosticta acicola is the source of this 1458-nucleotide messenger RNA. The record is from the annotation of a GenBank genome assembly. NCBI's taxonomy places the organism in Eukaryota, Fungi, Ascomycota, Dothideomycetes, Mycosphaerellales, Mycosphaerellaceae.
AUGACAGCAGACAUCACCACCGCCACUGACCAUCCAGCUCUCACUCGCAUCCCGGUCUGGGCACGCGAAAAGCUCUCCCCUCAAGCCAUCGAAACGAUCAAGAGAGUCCACGACUGGGUCGAGACCGAAUGCAUCCCAGCCGAAGCGAUCGUGAAGCAGCAAAUCGAGCGAGACAAGCAAGACGGAAAGUGGAAGACGCCAGCAUUGAUCGCAGAACUGCGGACAAGAGCCAGGAAGGAAGGACUAUGGAAUCUUUUCCUGCCCAAGAGCUUCGGAGAUCUGAGCCCCGGCUUGACCAAUUUGGAGUAUAGCUGUUGUGCAGAGAUCAUGGGCAGGUGUUAUUGGGCUGCUCAGGUGUGACAUACUGGAUUCUCUAGCAGAUGAAGUACUAAGGUGAUGUCCUAGACCAUGAACUGUCACGCUCCUGAUACAGGCAACAUGGAACUCCUCGCGAAAUACUGCAACGAAGACCAGAAACAAAAAUACCUUCUCCCUCUCCUGAAUGGCGAAACUUUCAGCGGCUAUAGCAUGACAGAACCAGACGUCGCCUCUUCAGACGCAACGAACAUCUCCUGUCGCCUCACAUCGGAUCCCCAAGAUCCUAGCUAUCUCCUGAUCAACGGCCGCAAACUCUACGGCAACAGCAAAGCAAACGAAGAAUUAGGCUUCUACAUCCUCAUGACCCUCUCCGACCCCUCCAACCCCAACCCUCACCGUCGCCACACAAUGGUCCUAGUCCCCAAAUCCACCCCGGGCCUCACAAUGACCCGCAAUCUCACCAUCAUGGGCUAUGACCACGCCCCCGAAGGCCAUGGAGAAUACAUCUACACCAACGCCCGCAUCCCACGAGAAAACAUCAUCCUAGGCGAAGGCCGUGCGUUCGAAAUCGCCCAGGGACGUCUGGGACCAGGUCGUAUACACCACUGUAUGCGUCUCCUCGGCCAGACCUCCCGCGCCUAUGAUCUCGCCUUACUACGCUGUACGAACCCUACCAAAACUCCCCGCGGGAAAAUCAUCGGAGCUUUCGAUAGCAAUAUAGAAAAAAUCGCCUGGAUGCGCAUGUCUCUCGAUUCCCUCCAGCAAAUCGUCUACAAUGCAGCCCAUACCAUGGACGUCUCCGGAAACGUAGCGGGAAGAUUCGCGAUUGCGCAGUGCAAAGUUAUGGUUCCAGCCACGGCCGCGAAGAUCAUAGACGAGUGCAUGCAGUUGUAUGGAGGACAGGGGCUGACGCAGCAUACGUUUUUGCCGGAGGCGUGGACGUAUGCGCGGUUUGUGAGGAUAGCGGAUGGGCCGGAUGCGGCGCAUCGGCAUCAGGUGGGGAGGGAGGAGUUGAGAGAGAAGAAGGUGGACGGGGUGAGGAGGGUGUUUGAGGGGUAUGGGAGGAGGGAGGAGGAGUUGAGGGAGAAGCGGGGGAUGGGCAGUGAGGCGGAGAAGGUUGGGCUUAUGAGGAUGAAGUGA